Molecule: messenger RNA, 2096 nt
Organism: Ipomoea triloba (trilobed morning glory)
Lineage: Eukaryota; Viridiplantae; Streptophyta; Magnoliopsida; Solanales; Convolvulaceae
Product: auxin transporter-like protein 2
Exons: 8
Coding region: 231-1712 (493 amino acids)
Cellular component (GO): plasma membrane
Source: RefSeq, a predicted model, not a curated record
GGAGAGAAUGUCAUAUUUGUCGCAACGAAUCGAAAUCUUGGUUGAGGUAAGAUAAAGGUCCCAAGUAGUAAUAUAAAUAUAUAGCAUAGAUAGGGAGAUGGAGGCAGCUGCGGGCUUUGUAUGUAUGUCCAUUUAAGGGCAGGCCAUUAAUGUUCAAGGCUUAGCUUUGGUGACGUAACUCAACUCAGAUCAUCUGGCAUUCAAAGGGAGAAAGAGAGAGAGAUUGAAAAAUGGAAAGCUCAGACAAGGUGGUGGAGACGAUAAUAGCAGGGAACUAUGUGGAGAUGGAGAGAGAAGGGAAAGCUAAGGACAUGAAGACUAAGAUCUCUAACCUCUUCUGGCAUGGCGGAUCGGUGUAUGAUGCUUGGUUUAGCUGUGCUUCUAAUCAGGUGGCUCAAGUCCUGCUGACGUUACCGUACUCGUUUUCUCAGCUGGGGAUGGUGUCGGGCAUAUCAUUUCAGCUCUUCUAUGGGUUGAUGGGCAGCUGGACUGCCUACCUCAUUAGUUCUCUCUAUGUUGAGUACAGAACUAGAAAAGAGCGAGAAAAGGUCGAUUUCCGCAAUCACGUCAUUCAGUGGUUUGAAGUUCUUGAUGGGCUGCUUGGAAAGCACUGGAGAAACGUGGGUUUGGCAUUUAACUGCACUUUUCUUCUGUUUGGAUCUGUAAUUCAGCUCAUCGCUUGUGCUAGCAAUAUCUAUUACAUAAAUGAUAAUCUGGACAAGAGGACUUGGACCUACAUCUUUGGAGCUUGCUGUGCUACCACCGUCUUCAUCCCCUCCUUUCACAACUACCGCAUUUGGUCUUUUCUUGGCUUGUUGAUGACUACUUACACCGCUUGGUACCUAACCAUCGCUUCCCUCCUCCAUGGCCCGGUUGAGGGGGUUAAGCACUCUGGACCAACCAAACUUGUGCUAUACUUCACAGGAGCCACAAACAUUCUAUACACAUUCGGGGGACAUGCUGUCACUGUAGAGAUAAUGCACGCUAUGUGGAAGCCACAGAAGUUCAAAGCAAUUUACCUGUUGGCGACAAUGUUUGUGUUGACACUGACGUUACCUUCGGCAGCGGCAGUGUAUUGGGCAUUCGGAGAUUUGCUUCUUGACCAUUCCAAUGCCUUUUCUCUUCUCCCAAGAACACCCUUCCGUGACAUGGCUGUCAUCCUCAUGCUCAUUCAUCAGUUUAUAACGUUCGGAUUUGCUUGCACGCCAUUAUACUUUGUGUGGGAGAAGGCAAUAGGCAUGCACGAAUGCAAGAGCCUAUGCAAGAGGGCAGCAUCAAGGUUGCCUGUGGUCAUACCCAUAUGGUUUCUGGCCAUCGUCUUCCCAUUCUUUGGCCCUAUCAAUUCCACAGUAGGCUCGCUUCUCGUUAGCUUCACCGUCUACAUUAUCCCUGCUCUUGCUCAUAUGUUCACCUUCAAAUCAUCCGCGGCCCGAGAGAAUGCUGUGGAACAGCCUCCCAAGUUUUUGGGAAGAUGGGCGGGAACAUUUACCAUAAAUAUAUUUAUAGUAGUGUGGGUGAUGAUUGUUGGUUUUGGGUUUGGUGGGUGGGCAAGCAUGCUAAACUUCAUCCACCAAAUUGACACAUUCGGACUUUUCACCAAGUGCUAUCAAUGCCCUCAUCCUCACCAGCCCGCCCCGGCACCCCAAAUCCUCAACGCCACCGCGCCUGCCCCAUCUCUACUGCACCUCACCAAUCUCACCCACCACCUUUAAUUUCAAUUCAAUUCUCCCACCCCAUCAAUAUCUCCAUUACAACAAUGCAUGCAUGUGUAAUUGCCUUCUCCGAUCCUCACUCCCAAUUAACUCCAAUCAUCCCAUCCCAUCCCAAAAUGCUAACCACGCCACCCCAGCUUUAAUUUGCUUAUUGUUUCUAUCAAAUUAUAUGAGCUAGCUGAGAGAGAGAGAGAGAGAUAUGCAUGCAUGAAUUAGGUAGGAGCGGAGCAGCAGCUUCAUUUGCUUAGUUCUUUAGUUGUAUCUACUUGAAAUGGAUUUGCUUAGUUCGUUCGUUGUACCUACUUGAAAUGGAGUAGGCCGGCUUUAUAUGGAUCAAAAAAGUUUAUGUUUAAUGUUUAGUGUAUGUGCGUGCAUGGCAUCAUA